This is a messenger RNA of Penicillium daleae, 723 nucleotides long. RefSeq lists its product as uncharacterized. NCBI's taxonomy places the organism in Eukaryota, Fungi, Ascomycota, Eurotiomycetes, Eurotiales, Aspergillaceae. The transcript has 4 exons. The record is from RefSeq and is a predicted model, not a curated record. The annotation marks the transcript as partial.
CCUCCUUCUCGAUAUCAACCACACCAAUCCUCCAUCCUAACAGACCCUUCAAUCCCAGUAUGGAUAUUCUUCGCCCUGGCCGCCCUUGACAUCGCCGCAAAUGCAGCCGCCGGUCCCGCAGCCGUAGCAACAGCUAUCCACGUCAGCGGCGGGGUGCUCACCGCGCGGGCACUGCAAUUAGGUGCCCUAGCCGGAGUCACCAAGUCCGGGGUUCUAGCAUUCGUGGAGUUCAUUGCAUACGCGGGGAUACCGACUCCGGCGUGGAUGCUUCUUAUUUUACUAGGCAGUAGUUUUGGAAUCUGUGUGCUAGUCACCGCGGAGAUUAGUAACCUCGUCCUCGGGGAGACGCCGAGUGGGUUGUUGAUUGCAGCUGUUGUCGCUGCUAUACCGUUGGGUGGAGAAUGUAUCGGGAUAUAUCAAUCGGCUGGAGGCUUAACAGGCGGUAAACCACAAGUCCAGAUCUUCAUCAUGGGCCUCGACGCUCUGGGUGGCUACGUGUUUGCUCGAAUGGCCCACAACGAAGGCUACGACAUUUGCGCUUACAACGUCGCUGCCGCCGCCGGAGCUGUCUACGGUGUCAUCACUGGAUUCUUUCACACCGUGAUAGGGUGUAUGGCUGGAUUCACGCAUACAACUAGUACGAAUGGCCACUACGUGACGACGAAUAUUUUCGGGACGACGUCGGGAUAUGAUGAGAAUUGGCAGCGAAAUACGUUUUGGUAG